Molecule: messenger RNA, 8247 nt
Organism: Trichomycterus rosablanca
Lineage: Eukaryota; Metazoa; Chordata; Actinopteri; Siluriformes; Trichomycteridae
Gene: kalrnb
Product: kalirin RhoGEF kinase b
Exons: 48
Coding region: 266-7210 (2314 amino acids)
Biological process (GO): axon guidance; intracellular signal transduction
Cellular component (GO): cytoplasm; postsynaptic density; extrinsic component of membrane
Molecular function (GO): protein binding; guanyl-nucleotide exchange factor activity
Source: RefSeq, a predicted model, not a curated record
AAGAAAGGUGAACGGGGAAUGGAUUUACUCUGUAUGGAGCAGGAAUCGGCUAAAUAAGAGUGUUUUUUAUGGGAUCUUUGCCUGGGAGAAAGCGGAACAGCGAUCUGACAGACGCGGUUUGAACAAUAGCACCCGGUAGGCGCUCCUCUCUAAUAGAACAGAAAAAAGACCGAGGAAGCGAAAGCUAUCGAACGAUACCAAAUGGGCUGCACAACAUAAACUGGAAUAGAAAUCUGGCUUUUUCGUUUGCAUUAAACAGAAAAACAUGAAUUCUGCAGAGGCUGCUGAGGAGGGACCGAACGAGCCGGAUACGGAUCCGUUUUUCAAGACAGUUUCAUCUCUCUCAGCCAGCUCUCUAAGGAAUGACAGUGUAAAGGCCACUGAUGUUCUAACAGUUCUAAGAGAAAAGGUUGCCUUUGUCUCAGGGGGAAGAGAUAAGCGAGGAGGACCAAUCUUGACCUUUCCAGCCCGCAGCAACCAUGACAGAAUAAAGCAAGAAGACCUGCGCAGACUGGUCACCUACCUCUCCACAGUGCCCAGUGAGGAUGUUAGUAAGCGAGGUUUCACUGUAAUCAUUGAUAUGCGUGGCUCUAAAUGGGACCUAAUCAAGCCACUGCUGAAGACGUUACAGGAAGCAUUCCCAGCUGAGAUUUGCAUCGCCCUCAUCAUCAAACCAGACAACUUUUGGCAGAAGCAAAAGACCAACUUUGGCAGUGCAAAAUUUACAUUUGAGACAAGCAUGGUGUCUGUAGAGGGCCUGACCAAGCUGGUGGACCCAUCUCAGCUGACAGCAGACCUGGAUGGCACACUGGAGUAUGACCACGUGGAGUGGACAGAACUGCGGGUCUCGCUGGAGGAGUUCACAUACGGUGCCCUGCACCUCCUCUCGCGACUAGAGGAGCUGCAGGAGACGAUUUCGCGUCAGGAGACAGCUGCAGAUGCUGAGGAGGCACGCCAUCUGCUAGAGGAGCAUGCACGCCUAAGAAAAAGUGCUACCAAGGCCCCCGUGGAUGAACUAGAGCAGGAGGGACAGCGGUUACUGCAGAAAAUCAGGGAUGGUGGGGACGGCCGACUCUCUGGAGGGCCUGACUUUCAAAGCCUCGUGCCUAGAGUCGCUGCCUUGCUGGACAAACUGCAGGCUGCACGUCAGCACCUACUGCAGGCCUGGCAUAUGCGCAAACAGCAGCUGGACCAGUGUUUCCAGCUACGCCUUUACGAACAGGAUGCAGAGAAGAUGUUUGAGUGGAUAGGACACAACAGAGAGCUUUUCAUGCAGACGCAUACUGAGAUUGGAGUGAACUAUCAACACGCCAAUGACCUACAGACACAACACGACCAUUUUGCCAUGAAUUCCAUGAAUGCCUAUGUAAAUAUUACUCGUAUUGCAUCUGUGGCUACCAGGCUGUGCGAGUCUGGUCACUAUGCAGCAGAUCAGAUCCAACAGGUUUCAGUACAGCUGGAUCAAGACUGGAAGAGCUUUGCCUCGGCUUUAGAGGAACGUAGUGCCAUUCUGGCCAUGUCCUCUGUGUUCCACCAAAAAGCAGAGCAGUUCCUGGCAGGGGUAGAGAGCUGGGUAAAAGCCUGCAGUGAGGGUGGGUUGCCCUCAGUAAUACAGGAGCUUGAGUUGGCAAUCCACAACCACCAGAAUCUGUGUGAGCAAGUGGCUACAUCUUACAAUGAGGUGAGUCAGAAGGGCAAGACACUGUUGGAUGUCCUGCAGAGACCUCAGCCGCAGGGUGACUCGGGAUCAGUGACAGCGGGUGCAGACUAUAGCAACGCGGUGCGCGCUGUACUGGAUGUGAUGCAUGAGGUGGUACAUCAGCACCGCAGACUAGAGGGCAUGCUGCAGCAUCGCAAACUCCGUCUGCACCAGAGAUUGCAGCUUUGUGUAUUUCAGCAGGAUGUACAGCAGGUUCUGGACUGGAUCCAGAAUCAUGGAGAAGCAUUUCUCAGCAAACACACUGGUGUGGGGAAGUCUGUGCAUCGGGCGAGAGCUCUACAGAAACGACAUGACGAUUUUCAAGAGGUGGCACAGAACACGUACACUAAUGCUGAUAAGCUGUUAGAGGCAGCAGAGCAGUUGGCACAGACGGGCGAGUGUGACCCAGAGGAAAUCUAUGCCGCCGCUCAUCAUCUGGAAGUCAGAGUUCAAGAGUUUGUUCGCAGAGUGGAGCAGAGGAAAAUGUUACUCGAUCUGUCAGUGUCUUUCCACACACACACUAAAGAGUUGUGGUCAUGGAUGGAGGAGCUGCAAAAGGGUUUGGUGGAGCCGGUGUGCUCGGAGACGGUGGACUCAGUGCAGGAACUCAUUAGACAGUUUCAGCAACAACAGAGCAGCACAUUGGACGCCACACUCAACGUCAUCAAGGAGGGAGAGGAGCUUAUCCAGCACUUACGGGACUCAGCACUGGCGAGUAACAGGCUGCCCCAUGCCAGCUCUGUGGCUCAUAUAGAAAGUGUACUGCAGCAGCUGGAUGAAGCUCAGGCUCAUAUGGAGGAACUGUUCCAUGAGCGCAGAAUUAAACUUGAUAUCUUUCUGCAGUUGCGUAUCUUCGAGCAGUACGCCCUGGAGGUAACAGGUGAGCUGGACGCAUGGAAGCAGGACCUGCUGCGCCAGGCGAGUGAAUUUAACACAGAGGAGCUGACGCUAGCCGAGCAGAGACUUCACCGCCACACCGAACGUAAACUAGCUAUGAACAACAUGACCUUCGAGGUGAUCCAGCAGGGCCAGGACCUACAUCAGUACAUUAUGGAGGUGCAGGCCUCAGGUAUGGACCUAAGUGGAGAAAAGGAUGUGGAUCUGGCUGCUCAGGUCCAGGAACUGCUGGAAUUUCUUCAUGAGAAACAGCAAGAGCUGGAACUAAGUGCUGAACACACCCACAAACGUCUAGAGCAAUGUUUACAACUACGCCAUCUACAGGCUGAGGUCAAACAGGUGCUAGGCUGGAUCCGUAACGGUGAGUCCAUGCUCACGGCCAGCACGGUGAACGCCGGGUCUUUAUCUGAAGCAGAGCAACUACAGAGAGAACACGAGCAGUUUCAGCUUGCCAUCGAGUCUCUUUUGCAUGCAGAUUCCCUUCAGAGGACCCAUCAAAGUGCUUUACAGCUGCAGCAGAGAGCGGAGGUAAUGCUGCAGGCGGGUCACUACGACCCGGAUGCGGUUCGAGCCUGCGCUGAGACUGUGGCGCUGCACUGGCAGACCCUCAUGCUGAAAAUGGAGGACAGACUCAAGCUUGUCAAUGCCUCUGUGGCCUUCUAUAAGACCUCUGAACAGGUGUGUAAUGUGUUAGAGAGUCUGGAGCAGGAGUACAGGAGGGAGGAGGACUGGUGCGGGGCGCACGACAAACUCGGUUCCACGUCAGACACGGACCACGUGUCCCCGCUCAUCAGCAAACACCUGGAGCAGAAGGAGGCCUUCUUAAAGGCCUGCACUCUAGCCCGCCGAAAUGCUGAGGUCUUCUUGAAGUACAUCCACCGCAAUAACGUCAGCAUGUCAGGGGUCACCAGCCAUAACCGAGCACCUGAGACACAAGUCAAAGCCAUCCUAAGUGAGCUGCUGCAGAGAGAGAAUCUCGUCUUGCAUUUCUGGACACAAAAGAAGAAGCGGCUGGACCAGUGUCAGCAGUAUGUGCUGUUUGAACGCCACGUUAAACAGGCACUAGACUGGCUGCAGGACAAAGGUGAGCAGUAUUUAUCAACACAUUCAUCUCCAGGUGAAACCACAGAAAAAACUCAGGAACUACUCAAAGAAUAUGAGGAAUUUCGUCUUUCUGCAAAGCAAACCCAGGAAAAAGUGAAGCUGUUGAUCCAGCUAGCAGGCAGUCUGGUAGAGAAGGGUCAUGUGCACGUGACUGAGCUGAAACGGUGGGUGUCUACAGUGGAUCGGCGAUACCGGGACUUCUCUCAGCGCAUGGGCCACUAUCGCUCCAGUCUGGACCGAGCUCUGGGCCUCUGCUCCGAGGACAAUAAAGAUCUAGAGUUGGAUAUUAUCCCUGCCAGCCUGACUCACACCGACCCAGAAGUCAACCUCAAUGACCCCAACAAUGAAGUUAAUGAAGAAAAGAAGAAAUCUGCCAGGAAGAAAGAGUACAUCAUGGCUGAGCUGCUGCAAACUGAGCGAGCUUACGUCAGAGAUCUGCAGGAAUGCUUAGAAACGUUCAUGUGGGAGAUGACGAGUGGCAUGGACGAGAUCCCACAAGGAAUUGCCAAUAAGGAGCACGUCAUUUUUGGAAAUAUUCAGGAGAUCUACGAUUUUCAUAACAAUAUUUUUCUGAAAGAACUGGAGAAUUAUGAACAGCUUCCUGAGGAUGUGGGCCACUGUUUUGUCACAUGGGCUGAUAACUUCCAUAUGUAUGUCACCUACUGCAAAAACAAGCCAGACUCUAGCCAGCUGAUCCAGGGUCAGGCUGGACGCUUCUUUGAUGAGAUCCAGAAAAGACACGGGCUGGUCAACUCAAUUUCCUCCUACCUCAUCAAACCUGUACAAAGAAUCACCAAGUACCAACUGCUGCUUAAGGAGUUGCUCACAUGUUGUGAAGAGGGUAAAGGGGAGAUUAAGGAAGGUCUGGAGGUGAUGUUAAGUGUACCUAAGAGAGCCAACGAUGCCAUGCACGUAAGCAUGCUGGAGGGAUUUGAUGAGAACCUGGCUGUUCAGGGCGAGCUGAUCCUACAGGACACGUUCCAAGUGUGGGACCCAAAAUCUCUGAUCCGCAAGGGACGAGAUCGUCACCUCUUUCUCUUUGAGAUCUCCCUCGUCUUCAGCAAAGAGAUAAAGGACUCCUCCGGACGCACCAAAUACGUUUAUAAGAGUAAAUUACUGACCUCAGAGUUGGGAGUGACGGAACACAUUGAAGGAGACCCAUGUAAAUUUGCCCUUUGGGCCGGACGCACCCCAACAUCAGACAGCAAAACCAUUCUUAAGGCAUCUAGUAUGGAGGUGAAGCAGGAGUGGAUCAGGAACAUCCGGGAGGUAAUUCAGGAGAGAACAGUGCACCUGAAAGGGGCACUAAAGGAGCCUAUCCAUCUACCCAAAACUCCAUCCAGACAGCGCAGCAUUAACAAGAGGGAAAACACUGAAGAUGCAGACAGUCAGGGUGACGCCAGCAGCCAGCCAGACACAAUCUCUAUAGCAUCCCGCACCUCCCAAAACACAGUGGACAGUGACAAGCUCUCUGGGGGCUGUGAGCACACUGUGGUGCUACAAGACUUUGUGGCAUGUUCAUCGUGUGAGCUGAGUGUCCACUCUGGGCAGACGGUGGAGGUGUUGGAGCGAUCAAGUGAGCGGCCUGGCUGGUGUUUGGUCAGGACAACUGAGCGCUCACCUCCUCAGGAGGGACUCAUACCCAGCAGCACCCUAUCUGUUUCCCACUCACGCAGCAGUGUCGACAUGGACUGCUUCCUACCCUCCGGCAAAGAGAAUUACCCAGUGGGUAGCUCAGAAGUGAAGUCGGAGUCUGUGGCAUCACUCCAGCCUCAGACAUCUUUGAGCUCUCUACCGAGCAGCUCACCAGGUCCCAAACGCUCAGGAACGACAGGAAACACACUGAAGAAGUGGCUCACAAGUCCUGUUCGACGACUCAGUCACGGCAAGGGAGACAACGCUAACACCAAGAAACCAAACAACAAGCAGAGAAAACGAGACGGCCGCAAGAGCGUUGACCUAGGGAGUCAGCACGAGGACAGCGCUGAGGACAGAGGAAGAAGAGGAGUGAACAGUGGAGGAGAGGACGAAGCAGAAGACGAGCCACACACCCCUCUGCCACCCCCAAUGGAGAUCAUUAAAGAUCCCUCUGCUCAGGAGGACAAGAGUCCAGAGCCUGGAUCUUUCACAGCGUUUGGCAGUGUAGGAACAUCGGACCAAACACCCAGAGACCCAGAAACAGAGAAAAAGAACAAAGCACUGAGAGGACGCAUGUUUGUGGUGGAUGAAAUGGUACAAACCGAGAAAGACUAUGUGCAGAACCUGGGAAUAGUAGUGGAUGGUUUUAUGAAAAGGAUCGCAGAGAAAGGAGUUCCAGAAGACAUGACGGGAAAAGACAAGAUCGUCUUUGGAAACAUUUUUCAAAUUUAUGACUGGCACAAAGAGUUUUUCAUGGGUGAACUGGAGAAAUGCUUGCAAGACCAUGACAAACUGGCUGAGCUUUUCAUUAAACAUGAAAGGCGACUGCACAUGUAUGUGAUUUACUGUCAGAACAAACCUCGCUCUGAAUUCAUAGUGGCUGAAUACGAUUCAUACUUUGAGGAGGUCCAACAGGAGAUUAACUGUAGGAUGUCUAUCAGCGAUUACCUAAUCAAACCAGUUCAGCGCAUCACCAAAUAUCAGCUGCUGAUAAAGGACUUUUUGAAAUACAGUUCUAAGGCAGGCUUGGACUGUCAGGAGAUUGAGAAAGCAGUCGACUUAAUGUUUAUGGUGCCCAAACGAUGUAACGAUAUGAUGAACUUAGGGAGGUUACAGGGGUAUGAGGGCAAACUGACGGCUCAAGGAAAGCUGCUCCAGCAGGACACAUUUUUCGUAACGGAGCAGGACUCUGGUGUUCUUUCUCGCAGUAAAGAGCGCAGAGUCUUCCUCUUCGAGCAGAUUGUUAUCUUCAGUGAGCUUCUUCGCAAAGGUUCCUCAACACCCGGAUACCAGUUCAAGAAAAGCAUAAAGGUGAGUUUCCUGAACAUGGAAGAGCAUGUGGAGGGUGACCCCUGUAAGUUCAUGCUAGUGUGCCGUGGCUCAUCCGAAAGGCUAACACUACAGGCUGCUAACGUGGACAUCAAAUUGGAGUGGGUACGGAGCAUACGGGAACUGCUGGACAUGCAGAGCAGCUUUCUCACUGCUCUGCAAAACCCACAGGAGUACCAAAAGAGGGAGUCCACCAGCUCUCUGACCCGCCAAACGUCUGGCAGUAGUCGCUCCUCUUCCUCACAACCCUGCACCCCACUCAAACCCACUUCCUCUUCCUCCAACAGCAGCCCUGCCCACAAGCCGAGCAAGCAACAGGAGGAGGAGCUGGAUGAGGCGGACUGUAACGGCCUGAUGUUAGUGUUAGUGACCCAGGAUUACAACGCAGUAAAGGAGGAUGAGAUCUGUGUGGUGGUGGGUGAGAAGGUGCAGAUCCUGGCCACCAAUCAGCAGAACAUGUGUCUGGUGUACCGACCAGCCAACAGCCAAUCGCCUGCUGCAGAGGGCUGGGUGCCGGGUCACGUGCUAUCCUCGACCCGGUAAAACCACGACCCCUCCCACAACACCAUCAAUAACAACCUCGGUGCUUAACCAAUCAGCAUUUAGCUUACAGUUUCAAACAGUGGAUACUAUACCAGGAAAGCACUCAAUACAUACCAGUCAACCUCAAUGAGUUUUACUGGUCAACUCCAUCAGUCAGUCCCGCCUCCUACUACAGUACAGUUCUUAACUGGAAAUGCACGUUAGACUUGGAUGUGACGUCACUUCCUACCGUCGAUGCGAGUUAAAACAAACAGAAAAAAGAAAAUAUAAGUUAUAUUAAUAAUAAAUGUGUUGUAUAGAGAGGAAGUGAAAGUGUUAGUGCAUUGAGUGUGAAUGUUUCUGAAUGUUCGUGUUUUGCUGUUUUUCAUCGCCGUUUUUCAUCGCUCUGGAAUGUAAUGUUCUUCUCAAACAGAGCGCUUUGGUUCUGUCUAUGCCAACUCAUUUGCACACUGUUUUUAUUUUUUGAAUCAUUUUUUUAAAAAAAAAACAGUCCUCUGUAUUAUUUGCAGCUAUCCUGAACCAUCCCUGAAACUCUUCUGUAGGAAACCAUUCUGCACUUUUACUGCAAAGAUGCCAAGUUGUGCAAUAUCAUCUGGUCACAAAGCUCAUUGUUGUACCUUUAAUGUAACUAAGAAUUUUAAAUGUAUUAUUCUGUAUCAUUUUAAAGUUGUACAUAAUAUUUUUGCCAUGAUAGAAACAUACCAGAGGAAAUCUUAGCUGUUUAGCCUAAAGGAUCGGAUAAACACCGGUGGCUCACUCUGCCUCCUCAACCUGAACAGUUAUUUUUACAUUCAGCAUCCUCAGAUUUAGUAUGAGAGAAUCAUCCGGAUCAUACCUGGCCAAAAUGUUUACUGAAAUCAGUUCAUUACAGUUGGUGUUGUAGAUGGAAGAUCUUUAUAAUUGUCAGUACCUGCUGGGGCAGUUCUGGGUCUCAUGGUUACAGCUUCCUGCUGAACUACAAAGAAAAAAAAACAAUCCAGCAGGUCUUUCAUUUAUUAAUCUCUGGAAUGUGGUUCAUAAUAAAGCUGUUAAUUUUG